GUGGGGCUUGUGUAGGACAACGGGACCGGGCGGGAGCCAGCAUGGCGGCCGAGCGCAAGACUAAGUUGUCCAAGAAUUUGCUGCGCAUGAAGUUUAUGCAAAGGGGACUGGACUCGGAAACCAAGAAACAACUAGAAGAAGAAGAAAAGAAAAUCAUUAGUGAAGAGCACUGGUACUUGGAUUUGCCAGAGCUUAAAGAGAAAGAGAGUUUCAUAAUAGAAGAGCAGAGUUUCUUGUUAUGUGAAGAUCUUCUCUAUGGAAGAAUGUCAUUCAGAGGAUUUAAUCCUGAGGUUGAGAAAUUAAUGGUUCAGAUGAAUGCUAAAAACAAAGCAGAAGAAGUCGAAGAUGAAACGGUGGAGCUGGAUGUGUCAGAUGAAGAAAUGGCUAGAAGAUACGAGACCUUGGUGGGGACAAUUGGAAAAAAGUUUGCCAAAAAAAGAGAUCGUGCCAAUUAUGAGGAAGAUGAAAAUGGAGACAUGAAACCAAUUAAAGUAAAGAAGAUGUUCCUGAAGCCCCAAGAUUAAAAGGGAUGCCUUAAGAUAUGUCUCAGGGAUGCCUUGUGAGAGCUGACAUAUUUUGGGACUCAUUCCAAUGGUUUCUCUAUAGUUAUUAAUAGUAUAAUGUUUAUUUGUAAAGAAAUGUAUAAUUUUGGAAACAUGCUGUUUUCAUAACAGAUGUAUGAUGGAUGUUAUACAUCCUUUGCAUAAUGGUAUUCAUCAAAAGUGGAUUUUUAGCCCUUGAUCUUCAAAUGUACAAAGGUAGAUGGUUGCUUCCUAAAUAUUUUUUGGCCCCAGAUUUUAUUUUAAUAUAUCACUCUUGUCACUGACUUUAAAUUGACUCCUAAAUUAAUACCAGUGUUUAAAUUGUCCUUAUGUUUACAUUUUACUUUAAAUUAUUAAUAAUGUCAAGCCAAUUUAUACAUUUUGGAAUCAAAUAUCAUAAGAAUUUAUUAUAUGUAAAUUCAUCAAGAACAAACAUACCUGCCUCUCUGGCUUAAAGUAUUUGCAUGCUACCAAAUCAGUCAGUUUGUGGAAUUACAGUUUUGAGUUUAACGCUUUUAAUUAAUUUUU
Molecule: messenger RNA, 1070 nt
Organism: Molossus molossus (Pallas's mastiff bat)
Lineage: Eukaryota; Metazoa; Chordata; Mammalia; Chiroptera; Molossidae
Gene: MPHOSPH6
Product: M-phase phosphoprotein 6
Exons: 5
Coding region: 42-524 (160 amino acids)
Biological process (GO): maturation of 5.8S rRNA
Source: RefSeq, a predicted model, not a curated record